UGCACGCUCAGAAUUUCGUUUUAGCGUGGAUAAAGGUGCGGGGACCAUGAGAGCUAUUAUAAUAUUCGCCGGGCUAAUUACAUUGGUAUACGCUUCUUACGAAGAGGAUCAUGGCAGCUCGACAUACCACGAAAUCUCCAAGCCCGUGGAAAUUCCUGUUUACAAAAAAUACGCCAUACCCAUUCCACAUCCAGUUCCAGUCCCCAUUCCUCAGCAAAUUAAGGUACCCAUUCCACAACCGUAUCAAGUCGAGGUACCGGUACCGCAUCCAGUGCCGAUAGAAGUCGUGAAACACGUCGAAAUUCCAGUGGAGAAGCCUGAGCCUUAUGUGGUGGAGAAGAAGGUGCCGUACGUUGUCGAGAAGCCGUAUCCGGUGACGGUGGAAAAGCACUUUCCGGUGCCCAUCCCGAAACCGUAUCCAGUUCACGUACCUGUCUACAAACACGUGUUCCAUCACCAAAGUAAAGGAGGUUGGAAGCACUGA
Apis laboriosa (Himalayan honeybee) is the source of this 484-nucleotide messenger RNA. Its product is annotated as mantle protein-like. The record is from RefSeq and is a predicted model, not a curated record. Bases 47 to 484 code for a protein of 145 amino acids. The transcript has 3 exons. Lineage: Eukaryota; Metazoa; Arthropoda; Insecta; Hymenoptera; Apidae.